Molecule: messenger RNA, 2587 nt
Organism: Xenopus laevis (African clawed frog)
Lineage: Eukaryota; Metazoa; Chordata; Amphibia; Anura; Pipidae
Gene: slc39a7.S
Product: solute carrier family 39 member 7 S homeolog
Exons: 8
Coding region: 213-1580 (455 amino acids)
Biological process (GO): metal ion transport; zinc ion transmembrane transport; intracellular zinc ion homeostasis
Cellular component (GO): Golgi apparatus; membrane
Molecular function (GO): zinc ion transmembrane transporter activity; metal ion transmembrane transporter activity
Source: RefSeq, a predicted model, not a curated record
UUCGGGGCGUCUUUUUGCUUUAGAGCAAAGUUUUACUAUCUACAGUCCUUCAUCCAUAUAGAAUUUGAACUAAAGCCACGCCUUUUACUGUCAAAGGUCUAUGCAGAACCGUGACGGGUUGCGUAUUUCCGGUCUGUCUUUUCACGCGAUAUUUGAACCUGGCUAUUGUGUGCCACGUAGAACUGGUUUGAAACAGAGGCAGUGCAGGAAAAAUGGGGCAAUGGUUGAAAUAUGGCUGUGCCUUAUUGGUAGCAACCUUGAUGGUGUGUUGUUUGGUGCACACAGCCUUGUCCCAGUCACAGGAGGAUUUUCAUCAUGGCCACAGCCAUGCACAUCACGGGCACAGUCAUGGUCACCAUGGACAUGGCCACAGUCAUCAUGGGCAUGAUUGCCAUGGACACGGUCAUUCCCAUCAAGGACAUAGUCAUGAGGAUGUUCACCAUGGUCAUAGCCAUCAGGAUCACCACGGGCACAGCCACGAGGAAACCCAGCAUGAACAUAGUCACAGUGAUAAAGAGCAGAGCCAUGUAGUAGGAGAAGAGCGCACCAAAAGAGAGGCAGCAACUGGAGAUAAUUUAAUACACAAUCAUGGGUCAAGAGAGAAAAUGGAACCUGUGCAACUUUGGACAUAUGCUAUAUGUGCCACACUCCUGAUAUCAGCUGCUCCCUUCUUCAUUCUCUUCCUGAUACCUGUACAGUCUAAUAGCAGCCAGCACCAGUCCCUGCUCAAACUACUCCUGAGCUUUGCCUCAGGGGGGCUUCUCGGAGAUGCCUUUUUGCACCUCAUCCCUCAUGCACUAGAACCACAUUCUGCACAUGAAGCAGUUGCAGAGCCCGAAGAAUCACAUGGCCACGGACACUCUCAUGGGCAUAACCACUCCCACAUGAUGUUAGUUGGCCUUUGGGUCCUUGCUGGAAUUAUUGCCUUCCUUGUUGUUGAGAAGUUUGUGAGGCAUUUAAAAGGAGAACAUGGUCAUGGACAUAGUCAUGCCGCAAAGGAAAGCCUAGCGGAUGAUGCAACAGAGAAGGAGGAGGAAAAAGACCCAGGGAAGGAUGGCGUGAGGCACAGAAAGAAAGGAAAUAGCACUGCGCAGAAAGGCAAAAACAGCAAAAAGGAAGCCGUACAAUCAGAAAUGACUGUUUCUGGCUAUUUAAAUCUUGCUGCUGAUUUCACCCACAACUUCACCGAUGGACUAGCAAUUGGAGCCUCAUUCCUGGUCAGCAGCAAUGUUGGAAUUGUCACCACAAUCACAAUUCUCCUACAUGAAGUGCCUCAUGAAAUUGGGGACUUUGCUAUCCUGGUACAAAGUGGAUGCACAAAGAGGAAGGCAAUGAUGCUACAGCUCAGUACAGCUUUGGGAGCACUUGCAGGCACCGCUUGCUCUCUAUUGGCAGAAGGAAUUGGGGAAGCCGCAACCUUAUGGAUUCUGCCAUUCACAGCAGGGGGAUUUAUUUAUAUUGCAACAGUUUCAGUAAUCCCAGAACUCCUGAAGGACUCGCGCCCUUGUCAAUCCAUCUUUGAGACCUUUGGAAUCCUCCUUGGGGUCGCUAUGAUGGUUCUAAUUGCACAGUUUGAGUAGAGCCACUCGCUGUAAGGAUGAGAUCAUGUGUCUUUCAGGGACGUACCAUUCCAACCUAUUUUUGCUAAACGUUAUGUCAGAGUUAGGGAUGGGCGAAUUUAACCAGUUUUGCUUCGCCAACAAUUUGCCGCCUGCGAAAAUUUGCCGAAAUGCAUUAAAGUCUAUGGGCGACAAAUUUAUUUUGACAUGCAACAUUUUUUUUCGUCCAUUGAAGUCUAUGGGCGUCAUAUCUGCGGCGAAACGCGGCAUCCCUAGUUGUAGUUAGAUAUUUGUGAUAUAACCUAUUGUUACUGCCAUUAACUAGGCAGCCUUAAUACUGUAAUACUUUAAUGUCCUUGGGCAUCCAUAAACCACAGCGGAAUACUGCAAAGCUUUUAAAGGGGAAGUUAAUGUUAAAAAUACAUUUUAGUAUGAUAUAGACUGUGACCAUCUACAUCUCGCAAUCAGAAAGACAGGCUGAAAGAUUAAUAAAAUGAGGCAUAAAUAAAAAAGAUAAGUAAUAUAAAAUUAACAGUAAAAAAAUAUAGUCUCCUAAUGAAUCCUCUCUGUGGUUGCUAGGGACACAGACCUAUGGUUGCUAGGGACACAGACCUGAACAGCUAAUGGUCUCAAAGGGGAAAACAACACGCCGGCACACAACAUAGAUUAACUGCACUUGUCAUUGAAGUUAAUGUUCUGAAACUCUUAAGUUUGUAAUGACAAGAUAGUUUUCACCCAAUCAUGACCUUCCAUUUCUUUUAGUAGAUUAUUUGUGAUAAUUCCAUAAAUCUGCCUUGCUGAUAUUAGUGAGAAAAUGUGUUUUUUUUUUUAAAAUUCUGUAAAUUAGAUUUAUUUUUAUAAUAAGAUUUGAGGGUUAAGAGAAAGUAAUUGUUGGAACUUUUAUGAGAUGAGUGAAUUUCAUUAGCCUCUCACAGUGGGAUCAGAGCAGAGGUGCUGAUUGCUGAGCAAAAAUGUAGAUUGCAGAACAAGUAUGUAAUGGGAAAUCGUAAAUAAAUAAGGAGACUUUA